GUACAUACAACAGCCUUGCUCUCCUGUCUGGCCUGUGGAGCACACAGCCAUGGCAGCUCAGGCAGUUGACAUAUCCAAGCACCGUGCCUCUGCUGAAGGUGUAGGCUGCAACCAGAAAGCCGUGAAGUACCUGGGCCAGGACUUCGAGACACUGAAGCAACAAUGUUUGAACUCAGGGGUCCUAUUUAAGGACCCAGAGUUCCCAGCGUGUCCAUCAGCUUUGGGUUACAAGGAUCUUGGACUACACUCUCCUAAAACUCAAGGCAUCAUUUGGAAGAGGCCCACGGAAUUGUGUUCCAGCCCCCAGUUUAUCAUUGGUGGAGCCACGUGCACAGACAUUUGUCAGGGUGGUCUCGGUGACUGUUGGCUCUUGGCCGCCAUUGCCUCCCUGACCUUGAAUGAAGAGCUGCUUUACCGGGUGGUCCCCAAGGAUCAGAACUUCCAGAAGGACUAUGCGGGCAUCUUUCAUUUUCAGUUCUGGCAGUAUGGAGAGUGGGUAGAGGUGGUCAUCGAUGACAGACUGCCCACCAAGAAUGGACAGCUCCUCUUCCUACACUCCGAAGAAGGCAAUGAAUUCUGGAGUGCACUGCUGGAGAAAGCCUACGCCAAGCUCAAUGGCUCUUAUGAGGCCCUGGCUGGAGGAUCAACAGUGGAGGGGUUUGAGGAUUUCACAGGUGGCAUCUCUGAGUUUUACGACCUGAAGAAGCCACCAUCCUGCCUGUAUCAGAUCAUCCGGAAGGCCCUCCGUGCGGGGUCUCUGCUGGGCUGCUCCAUUGAUGUCUCCAGUGCAGCUGAAGUAGAAGCCAUCACCAGCCAGAAGUUGGUUAAGAGUCAUGCAUACUCUGUCACUGGAGUCCAAGAGGUAGAUUUCCGCGGUCGUCCAGAGAAGCUGAUCAGACUCAGGAACCCAUGGGGAGAAGUGGAGUGGUCAGGAGCCUGGAGUGAUGAUGCACCAGAGUGGAAUGAUAUAGAUCCCAGGCAGAAGGAAGAGCUGGAUAAGAAGGCUGAGGACGGAGAGUUCUGGAUGUCAUUUUCAGAUUUCUUAAAGCAGUUUUCUCGCCUGGAGAUCUGUAACCUGUCCCCAGACUCUCUGAGCAGCGAGGAGGUGCACAAAUGGAACCUGCUUCUGUUCAACGGCCGCUGGACCCGGGGCUCCAGUGCUGGGGGCUGCCAGAACUACCCAGCCACUUAUUGGACCAAUCCCCAGUUCAAAAUCCAUUUGGAUGAGGUGGAUGAAGACCAGGAGGAGGGCGAUGGUGAACCCUGCUGUACGGUCCUGCUGGGUCUGAUGCAGAAAAAUCAUAGGCGACAGAAGAGGAUAGGCCAGGGCAUGCUAAGCAUUGGCUACGCUGUCUACCAGCCACAUCCCAGUAAGAUGGAUCAAGAAGAUGGCCAAUUCAAGAGCCUGUUGGAGAAGCUUGCAGAGAAGGAUUCUGAGAUCAGUGCUAAUGAGCUCAAGAAGGUUUUGAAUGGGGCAUUUUCCAAACGAACAGACAUAAAAUUUGACGGAUUCAACAUCAAUACUUGCAGGGAAAUGAUCAGCCUGUUGGAUAGCCAUGGAACGGGCACCUUGGGGCCAGUGGAAUUCAAGAUGCUCUGGCUGAAGAUUCAGAAGUAUCUGGAGAUCUACCAAGAAAUGGAUCAUAACCACAUGGACACUAUCGAUGCCCAUGAUAUGAGGACAGCUCUCAAGAAGGCAGGUUUCAUCCUCAACAACCAGGUGCAGCAGACCAUCGCUGUGCGGUAUGCAUGCAGCAAACUUGGCAUUGACUUUGACAGCUUCGUUGCUUGUAUGAUCCGCCUGGAGACCCUCUUCAAACUGUUCAGACUUCUGGACAAGAACCAGGAUGGCAUCAUUCAGCUUUCUCUGGCUGAGGUAAAUGGCCUGAGGUUUGAUGAACUGCUUGUUGAAGUGGCUGUGCUGCGUGUUGGUCUGACCCAGGGUUUUGGACGUCGGCGACACUCCCUGCGUCCCUGCUUGCUUCUUUUCUCCCCUUCUUUACAUUUUCCUGAACACUUAUCCUCAAGCAGCAUUCAUUCACUGGUUAUUCAUAUCUUUCUUGCCUCUCACUGUGCCCUGGGAUCCUGGCCCGUCCCAGCAGAGCAGCACCCACCUGUGAGCUGUUUCAGCUGAAUCAGGGCCCAGUAGAGGAAAAGCGAUCAAUUAGCAGGCAUCCUCAAACUUUUUAAACAGGGGGCCAGUUCACUGUCCCUCAGACCGUUGGGGGGCCAGACUAUAGUUUAAAAAAAAAAACAAACUAUGAACAAAUUCCUAUGCACACCGCACAUAUCUUAUUUUGAAGUAAAAAGACAAAACAGGAACAAAUACAAUCAUACCGCCUCAUGUGGCCCAUGGGCCGCAGUUUGAGGACCCCUGAUUAAAGUGUGGACUCGAGUGGUUUCUGCCCUUCUCUAGUGGUGUGUUAUCUAUUGCACCCUGAGCUUCUGAUGCUUUAGGAAAGAUAGUCUUGGGAAGUGACGCAACCCCAAACUGCUGAAAGAUAGAAAAUGUGGAUUAAUUUCUUGGAGGCAAGGCCUGCUAUGGACCCCUAGGGGCUGCCUUCAAGAAAGGAGCCCAGGGGGCAGCGCCUGUGGCUCAAGGAGUAGGGCGCCGGUCCCAUAUGCCAGAGGUGGCGGGUUCAAACCCAGCCCUGGCCAAAACCACAAAAAAAAAAAAAAAAAAAAAAAGAAAGGAGCCCAGGAAGGGUGCAGGGAUGGGCUACAGGGACAACAGGGCUCUCCUCCUUACUUGCGGCAGGGGAAGCUGCUACGCAGAGCUGACUGGACUUCUUACCUGACAAAUAGCUACAGGUGAAAUGCAAUUCAGGUUAGUUUUUUCACAGCUGAACACAGACAUCUUUGUUGUUGCUAAGAAAAUAGAUGCCCAGGCUGGGUGCAGUGGUGGUUCACGCCUGUAAUCCCAGCACUCUGGGAGGCCAAGGUGGGUGCAUUGCUUAAGCUCAGGAAUUCCAGACCAGCCUGAGCAAGAGGGAGACCCCAUCUCUAAAAAAAAAAAAAAAUCAAAGAAGAAAAGACCCAAUAGAGAAUGAGGGGGCAGGUUCUUAAAUGAGGAGAAGAGGGAAAAGCUCAGGGUGUCAUCCCUUGGGGAGUGACUCUGCCAUCACACCACUGCAGGGAAGGCUCAGUUAAUCUGAGUAUGAAGAAUAGGAAUAUUUGUUUUAUAUCUGUGGAUCCCAGAAGAAAAGGGUCCUUCCCUGUUCAGUUAGGGGUCUGAGGGUGGGGGAGGACAAGUGCAUGGCCCACCACCCUCCGGCUGCCUGGAGAGGCCACCCUGCCUGCCCCUCUGGCCCACCUGAUGUUUUUUGCACGCUCAUUGACACACUGACUAGGUACAAGACUCCACCCUCCCUCAUUCUUCACUGAACCCCAUUCUCCAUUGUACUCCUUUAGAAAGCAUUGCAGACCAAUUCUCCCCUAAAUAUACAGUGCUUUAUUAUAAUCAACUUGCAACAAGUAGUUAUAUUUUGAAGCUCAACAGGUUCAACUAUUUUAGGCAAUAGUCUGGUAA
This is a messenger RNA of Nycticebus coucang (slow loris), 3529 nucleotides long. It is a transcript of the gene CAPN8, whose product is annotated as calpain 8. NCBI's taxonomy places the organism in Eukaryota, Metazoa, Chordata, Mammalia, Primates, Lorisidae. Gene Ontology annotation, biological process: proteolysis. Bases 50 to 2134 code for a protein of 694 amino acids. Gene Ontology annotation, cellular component: cytoplasm. The record is from RefSeq and is a predicted model, not a curated record. Gene Ontology annotation, molecular function: calcium-dependent cysteine-type endopeptidase activity; calcium ion binding. The transcript has 18 exons.